AUGCUGCGACCGGCGACACCGUUAUCGAUCAUCUUCUUCGUCGCAUUUGUGCUACUGCUACUCAGCACCCUGUCCACGCCAAUAAUCAAGAGCAUUCCCCUGGGCCGAUAUCAGAAAUACAACUUUGGCGUGCUGGGAUACUGUCACGACGAUGGCACUUGUGUGAGCCCACGCCUGGGCUACAGCACUGACGGCCUGUUCACCUCGGACGGUACCAGCGGCACCGAUGGCGACUUCACGCUCCCAUCCUCCACGCGACACAGUCUGUCUGCAAUUCUGAUCAUCCACCCGAUUGCUGCCCUGCUUGCACUCAUCUGCUUUGGCCUUGCAUGCGCCGCACAUCUCCGAGGACCAAGUCACUCGCCCCGAUACCUUCUCGCCUUGCUGAUCCUCACCAUUCCGACGCUACUAUGCACCAUCCUCGCGUUCCUCGUCGACAUUCUGCUGUGGGUGCCGCACAUGCAAUGGGGCGGCUGGAUCGUGUUGGGCGCCACCAUUCUCAUCAUCGCAUCAAGCAUCGUGACAUGCGCCAUGCGGAGAACGCUCGUCAGUCGCAAGGCUAGGAAAAAGCGAAUCGCCGAAAAUGCCGAUAUGAAUGGCUCGACCUACUACGACGCCUUGGCCCAACAGCGAAUGAUGGUGGAUGAGGCUUUGCCAAAAGCAGAGAGUCCGCCACCCAUGAGUGGAAGUACAGCAGUGGAAAAAGCGGAGGGACAGCAGUACGCGACGUAUGAGAUGAAGCGGGAGGUUGGCACUUCACAUGGGGACGACGACCGUACGCCGCUCAACCCGACCGCAAGCAUCCGUUCCGGCAGCGCGCACGGCGAUAUGGGAGCGCGAAGACCUUACGGGGACGACGGCGCACCACCAAUGCCUGUGGGAGUAACACGAGAUCAAUACGGCAAUGUCAUCGCAGCUACGGGAGCUCCGGGAGCCGCACUUAGGUCACAACAUUCACAAGGGUCGCUCAAUUCGAAUUCUCAAUCGAAUGGGUAUUCUCGCGGAAGAGGCGGCUAUCCUCCAAAUGUUAGAGGCGGCUAUCCUCAAGACGCAAGAGGCGGCUAUGCUAGAGGCUAUGGUGGUCCCCCUAGAGGAGCAUACAACGGCCCUCCCAGAGGAAGAGGGGGGUUCCGCGGACAACCACCGCCGCCAGGUUGGAGAGGUCGAGGAGGCCGUGGAGGUGCUCCUCCAGGCAUGAUACCCAGCAUGAUGCGGGGGAAUGGACGGCCGCCCCCGGGCUAUUCUGGUCCACCCCGUGAUCAGUACGGCAACGCGGCACCGAGAAACCAAUAUCCAGAACCGAGAGAUCAGUACUCGCAACCAAGAGAUUACUACGCGCAAUCGAGGGACCAGCAGGAUCAGUUUGUCGCCGGGCCCUUCAUCGGACAGGCGAUCGAAAUGGACGAACGCACAGGCUCUCCACAAACAGCGCAGCCGCCGUAUGCCAACAACGAUUAUGGAUUGAGAGAUAGCGACGGCGAUGUGAUGGGUAUGGUUGGUCUACAAGCGGGAGUGAACGACGCGUCUAGCAGUAGACCGUCGCAGAGCGAGAUUCGAAGUCCUACGAGCAUGUACUCGGACGAACGCUACGCUCCACCUCGCGCGCAAUGGGAAGACCGAGUGUCGCCCCUUCCUCAUCAUCAAGGUCUCUCAAUGCCAGACGUGUCGCACGACAGCUACGCAACAGAUGCGCACUCGUCUGCGGCACCGUCAAGUAAUGCACUUCCAAAGUCGCCAAUGGGAGCCUCUGCCAGUACACGCUCACCGACGAGCACCAACCCGCAUUACGGCGACGAAGUCUACACGGCGGCGAACCCGGUGCCGGCCAGGAACCGAGCAAAUUCGGAGAAUUACUAUGAAGAUGUCGAUCCACGCUUCACCGUCACAUCAGAUGAAAGCAAGCACCAAAGUGUUCUUCCUUCUGCUCUUACGCCAGGAGCAGCAGCGGGUGCAAGAUCUCCGCCACCUGGUAUGCAAUCACCUUCCCUCAAUUAUCAAGGCCGGGAUGAAGGAACUAUCAACGUUCCUCAGACCGAAGCUAUUUAUUACUCUCCCUCCCAGCGCGGCGGGCUCACUUCUGAUGAGGAUAGCAGGAACCAAUUACCUUUAGACAACGGCGGUGGACUAUCUGCAAGACGAAUUGUCGUCAGUAACCCUGAUUACCUUGAGAUCGAAAAUGAUGGCGCCAGGAGUCCGGGCGAGGGAAGCGAAGCAAGCCAUUUCACUUCCGUGUCACAGCGAGGCAUCAAUCCUAAUUGGAUGCCGCCGCCUGGAAUGGGCAGAGGGGGUGGGAUGACCCAGGUCAGCUCGGCUUCGGCGGUGCAGAGAAGGAAAGAAGACGCCAUUCUGACUACAAACCCGGACUUUGCGUUGCCCAGUCUGCCCGGUCAGAAGGGGCGAGGUGGUGCUAUUGGGCCAGCAACAAGCAGAGGUGCAGUGGGCGGAUUGACGCCUGCAGGCAGGUAWCCCGUUCCGGAUCUCUAG
Messenger RNA from Ramularia collo-cygni, 2484 nucleotides. RefSeq lists its product as uncharacterized. The transcript is spliced from 2 exons. Gene Ontology annotation, cellular component: growing cell tip; cell division site; plasma membrane. The coding region runs from base 1 to 2484 and encodes 827 amino acids. NCBI's taxonomy places the organism in Eukaryota, Fungi, Ascomycota, Dothideomycetes, Mycosphaerellales, Mycosphaerellaceae. The record is from RefSeq and is a predicted model, not a curated record.